AUGCCAUCAUCAUUUACCUCAACAGCAUCAUCAUCCACUACUACUUUUUCCUCCUCCACAUCCUGUGCUGUCCCAAUGUCCAUUACUAACGCAAGAAAAGCAUCCUACUUAUCGCCCAAAGAAGAGUAUUUGACAGAUCAACAUGUGGUCUCUGAUUAUCCUUCAUCGUCUGCCUAUUCCCCUGUUGAAUUGGCCCCAAUUCUAAACAUUUCAGACAACAGACCACCUUCCCCAGAUUCACCCAAAUUAAAAAAGUUCCCAUUAUCAACAAAUCACUCAUAUUACCAUCAGCAACAUUGUCCACCAUUUUUGGAACCAACACCUCAAUUAAAGAUUCAUGAAACCGGGUUCUUUCCCUUAGAUUUAUUUAAAGUAUUUAAAACCAAGAUACCCACUUUACGUAGAUCAUCAUCAAUCCAAUCUCUGCCUUCAUCGCGUUAUUCUACGGCGUCUCCUCCUGUAUCCUGCUCUAUUCCUACCAAUGACUCUGCAAUGUCGCCUAUCAUGGCCGCUGCCUCUGCGUCGGCCGCGGCUGCUGCAAACCAUAGACAUCCGGGCUCUCAAGUUGCAAAGAGCUUGCUGGAAUCUAUUGGUACAUCUGUUGAUCAACAUGUACUUUUUCCAACAGAAACCAAGUCCUCCAACAAAAAGCAGGCUGUCAUCGCUGCUGCUGCUGCCGCCGCCGCUGCUGCUGCUGAUGCUUCCAAUGUCGAUCAAAGCAUGUUCUUGACAAAAAAUGCGCACAUCAAGAGACCUCGUAACGCAUGGAUUCAUUUUCGUUGUCAUUACGGUCAAGCUCUUAAAUCUCAAGACCCCACACUUCGCGCCGAGGAAAUUUCCAAACGAGCAUCUCGUAGAUGGGGAAAGCUUUCCGAGAAGGAGAAAAGACCAUGGCAUGGUCUUGCAGAACAAGAGAAAUUGGCUCAUAGAGAAGCAUUUCCAGAAUAUCGUUAUUGUCCACGCAGAGCUAAUUCUUCCUCUUGCUCAUCUUCGUCAACAACAGCACCCCCUUCACCUCCUCACCAUCUUGCUAACAAUAGACCAAGAUCAGCAAGUCAAGUCAACACGCCACUUAGCAUGCAUGAUUUCAAUCAUUCAUCCUCUUCUUCUCGUGCCCAAAAGAGAAUGAAGCGUAUGAAGUAA
Messenger RNA from Mucor velutinosus, 1143 nucleotides. RefSeq lists its product as uncharacterized. The record is from RefSeq and is a predicted model, not a curated record. Gene Ontology annotation, molecular function: DNA-binding transcription factor activity, RNA polymerase II-specific; RNA polymerase II cis-regulatory region sequence-specific DNA binding. The transcript is spliced from 4 exons. Lineage: Eukaryota; Fungi; Mucoromycota; Mucoromycetes; Mucorales; Mucoraceae. The coding region runs from base 1 to 1143 and encodes 380 amino acids. Gene Ontology annotation, biological process: cell differentiation; negative regulation of transcription by RNA polymerase II; anatomical structure morphogenesis.